AUGGCGGCAAUUGUGAAGGAGAUCCUGGCAAGGCCAAUCCAAUUGGCGGACCAGGUGACCAAGGCCGCCGACGAGGCACACUCAUUCAAGCAAGACUGCGCCGAGAUCAAAUCCAAGACGGAGAAGCUCGCCGGCCUCCUCCGACAGGCGGCGCGUGCGAGCAACGAGCUCUACGAGCGCCCCACGCGCCGCAUCAUCGACGAGACGGAGCAAAACCUUGACAAGGCCCUCACCCUCGUCAUCAAGUGCCGAGCCAACGGCCUCAUGAAGCGCGUCUUCACCAUCAUCCCCGCCGCCGCGUUCCGCAAGACCGCACAGCAGCUCGAGAACUCCAUCGGCGACAUGUCUUGGCUCCUCCGCGUCUCCGCGCCCUCCGGCGACCGCGACGACGUAUACCUCGGCCUCCCUCCGAUUGCCUCCAACGAGCCCAUCUUGUGUUUGAUAUGGGAACAGGUCGCGAUUCUCUACACUGGGUCUGCGGAGGACCGAGCGGAUGCGGCAGCUUCUUUGGUGUCGUUGGCCAAAGACAACAAUAGGUACGUUAAGCUCAUCAUCGAAGAAGGUGGCGUGCCUCCGCUGCUGAAGAUGGCCAAGGAAGGAGGAAAGGAAGGUCAAGAGAACGCCGCGAGGGCAAUCGGGUUGUUGGGUCAGGACCCGGAAAGCGUCGAACAGAUUGUGAACGCUGGUGUGUGCCCGGUGUUUGCGAAAAUACUCAAAGAAGGGCACAUGAAAGUGCAGACUGAGGUUGCAUUGGCUGUGUCUGAAUUUGCCGAUAGGCAUCCGAAAUGCCAAGACCCUUUUGCUCAGAACAAUGUGAUCCGAUUGCUCGUCAGCCAUCUCGCUUUCGAGACGAUCCAGGAGCAUAGCAAGUACGUAAUCCCCAACAAGCAGCAAUUGUCGAUACAUUCGAUUGUGAUGGCGAACAACAAUCCGAAUAGAAAUGAGUAUGAUCAUAAUAAACACCCUGGUGGUAGUACGGCUCACGUUUCACACCCGAUUACGGGGAAUCACAACCCAAUUAAUCAAAUGCAGAGCGUUGUUAAUAGCACUCUGGCUUCGAAGAAAAGCCCUAGCCCUAGCCCUGGCCAAGGCCACGAUCAGAGCCCUGGCCACAGCCACGGUCACAGCCCUGGCCCUGGCCAUGGCCAGGGGAUGAAGCAGCCCGGACAUCAUAAUCAGAAUCAAAACCAGAAUCAGAAUUACAAUGUCAGUACCCAUCAUCAUCAUCCUCAUCCUAACCACAACAAUGCAAAGACACACCACCCCAAUCAUGUGGCGCUAUCGGGGGCUAGCAUCAAGGGGAGGGAGUAUGAGGACCCGGAAACCAAGGCAAAAAUGAAGGCUAUGGCAGCUAGAGCGCUUUGGAAGCUUGCCAAGGGGAAUGUCACCGUGUGCCGUAACAUCACGGAGUCAAGAGCGCUUUUGUGUUUUGCAGUUUUGCUAGAAAAGGGUUCUGAGACAGUUCAGGAGUAUUCUGCCAAAGCGUUGAUGGAGAUCACGGCGGUGGCAGAGCAAAAUGCAGACUUGAGGCGCAAUGCCUUCAAGCCCACAUCCCCUGCCUGCAAAGCUGUGGUUGAGCAAUUGCUGAAAAUUAUAGAAGAGGGAAACUCACACCUCCUCGAGCCCUGCAUCCAAGCUGUUGGCAACUUGGCAAGGACUUUUCGAGCAACGGAAACAAGGCUAAUCGGGCCAUUGGUGAAGCUGCUCGACGAAAGAGAGACAGACAUUUCCGCCGCGGCUGUGAUUGCACUUAACAAAUUUGCCUGCACUGAAAAUUUUCUCCAUCUCAACCACUGCAAAGCCAUUAUAGAUGCAGGUGGUGCCAAGCACCUAAUUCAACUUGUUUACUUCGGGGAACAAAUGGUUCAGAUUCCUUCCCUAAUUCUCCUCUGUUACAUUUCAUUGCAUAUUCCAGACAGCGAAACACUUGCUCAGGAGGAGGUGCUUAUUGUGCUUGAAUGGUCAUCAAAGCAGGCUCAUCUGGUUAAUGAACCCUCAGUUGAAACAUUAUUACCAGAAGCCAAAAGGAAAUAUAAAACAGAAAUUCCAGAGUUACAUGGAUUGGCAGGGGUUGCAGCAGCUUUUCAUCAUUCUGGUGCCAGGGGAUUGUAUUACAAAAAUGGAGUGGAAAUAUGA
Messenger RNA from Prunus armeniaca (apricot), 2136 nucleotides. The record is from the annotation of a GenBank genome assembly. Lineage: Eukaryota; Viridiplantae; Streptophyta; Magnoliopsida; Rosales; Rosaceae.